Molecule: messenger RNA, 492 nt
Organism: Caenorhabditis briggsae
Lineage: Eukaryota; Metazoa; Nematoda; Chromadorea; Rhabditida; Rhabditidae
Exons: 2
Coding region: 1-492 (163 amino acids)
Source: RefSeq, a predicted model, not a curated record
AUGGUUGAAAGAAACUCUCAAAAUGUUUUGGCAGGUGGUACAAGUCUUGGUGCCGCAGUUGCUCCUCCUCAAGCUCAUACAAAUUUCGUGGAUGCUGGAGCCACGUCGCUGAUGAAUAAACCCGGAGAGCCUCCGUUCAGAUUAGCACUAAAUACCAAUAAAAUUGAAUUCAAGUGCACUGAAGACAGAAAACCGUCGUCAGUAUUUGUGAAGUUAUUCAAUCCAACAAAUGAAACAGUCUCAUUCAAAGUUCGUUGUACUUCUGCAGACAUCUUCCGUGUUCAACCACCACUUGGAUUCGUGAAAUCAAAUGAAACUGUUUCGAUUGUGAUUUGGUAUCAGAAUCAAGACAAAAAGGAUGCCAUGUCCAAAUGCCAUUAUUUUGCCUUUUAUCAUACUCAUAGUGAUGGACGGACUGCUCGUGAACUAUGGGCAAAUUCUAAAGCAGAAGGUGUUCGUCGUCUUCCGGCUUCUUUUAUUUCUGCAAAGUGA